AUGGCAAAUAAACACGCCAUAGGAAUCGAUCUUGGCACCACGUAUUCAUGUGUUGCUAUCUGGGAGGAGCGAAAUUCUCGCGCCGAGAUCAUUCACAACGAUCAAGGAAACAGAACAACCCCUUCUUUUGUUGCUUUCACUGAUUCACAGAGAUUGGUCGGUGAUGCUGCCAAAAAUCAGGCUUCAACCAACCCAACCAACACUGUCUUUGAUGCUAAGAGGUUGAUUGGUAGGAAAUAUAGCGAUCCUGUUAUUGAGAAUGAUUUGAAGCUUUGGCCGUUUAAGGUUGUAGCCGAUGCUGAAGACAAGCCAAAGAUUGUUGUUAACUAUAAAGGCCAAGAAAACGAACUUACUCCUGAAGAGAUUUCAUCUAUGAUCCUCACAAAAAUGAAGGACAUUGCAGGGGCGUUUUUGGAAUCUCCUGUGACUGAUGCUGUUGUUACUGUCCCUGCUUAUUUCAGCCACUCUCAGCGGAAAGCCACAAAAGAUGCCGGAACCAUUGCCGGCCUAAAUGUUAUGAGGAUCAUCAAUGAACCUACAGCUGCGGCUCUUGCCUAUGGCCUUCAAAAGAGGCCUAAUUGCGCUGAAAAGCGCAAUGUAUUUGUUUUUGAUCUUGGCGGUGGCACCCUUGACGUGUCACUCCUUACUAUUAAGGGUGGCACUUACCAGGUUAAGGCCACCGCCGGAGACACUCAUUUAGGAGGAGAAGAUUUUGACAAUAGAAUGGUGAGUUAUCUUGCUAAAGAGUUCAAAAGGAAGCACAAAGAAGACAUGAAUGGGAACUCAAAAGCUUUAAGGAGGUUGAGAAAUGAGUGUGAGAAAGCCAAGAGAAUACUCUCAUAUAACAAUGAAGCCACCAUUGACAUAGAUGCAUUGUUUCAAGGAAUUGACUUCCAUUCAACCAUGACUCGUGCCAGGUUUGAGAAACUCAACGAUGAUCUAUUUGAAAAGUGUAUGGACACAGUUAAGAGGUGUCUUGAUGAUGCCAGAGUCGACAAGAACCAUGUACAUGACAUAGUUCUUGUCGGAGGCUCAUCAAGAAUCCCCAAAGUUCAGAAGCUUCUGCAGAGUUUCUUUCCCGGAAAGGAACUCUGCAAGAGUAUCAACCCCGACGAAGCGGUCGCUUAUGGCGCCGCCGUUCAGGCUUAUAUGAUAAAUAACGGUCAUGGAGGCAAUGAUAGUAAGACUUUGAAGAACUUGGUCUUAAUGGAUGUUACUCCACUUUCGCUCGGAACAUCGAUAAAAGGGGAUCUCAUGAGUGUUUUGAUUCCAAGAAAUACUCCAAUUCCUGCAAAGAAGAAAGGAACAUACUUCACAGAUUCUGAUGACCAACCUACAGUUUGCGUUGAUGUGUAUGAAGGAGAGAGGUUAAGAGCAAGUGAGAACAACAUGCUUGGAUUGUUCUCUUUCGAUGUUCCUCCGGCCCCACGGGGCUUUCCAAUCUAUAUAUGUUUCGAUGUAAACGAAGAUGGGAUCCUGAGUGUGUCUGCGGAGGAAAAACUCACCGGAAAGAAACAAGAGAUUACAAUAAAUAAUGGCACGGGAAGGUUUUCGGCCAAGGAAGUUGCGAAAAUGAUUGAAGAAGCUGAAAUGUUGAAGGAUGAAGAUGAGAAGUACAAAGAGAGAGUUAAAGCAAAGAAUGCUUUGGAUGAAUGUGUGUAUAAAGUGAAGAAAGCUAUCAAGGAUGGGAACUUUUUCUCUAAGGUUUCUGCAAUGGAUAAACAGAGGAUUAUGGCUGCUAUUAGAGAGGCCAGAGAAAUGGUUAAUAAUGAUGGGGUGGAACAAGGGGAAACGUAUCAGUAUAAGAAGUGUUUGAUGGAGUUGCAGAGUGUUACUAAUGAAAUAAUGGGCAAAAUUAACAGUGAUUAUGAAGAAAGUGAUAAUGGGGAUUAA
Molecule: messenger RNA, 1893 nt
Organism: Arachis stenosperma
Lineage: Eukaryota; Viridiplantae; Streptophyta; Magnoliopsida; Fabales; Fabaceae
Product: heat shock cognate 70 kDa protein-like
Exons: 2
Coding region: 1-1893 (630 amino acids)
Biological process (GO): cellular response to unfolded protein; protein refolding
Cellular component (GO): cytoplasm
Molecular function (GO): heat shock protein binding; ATP binding; ATP-dependent protein folding chaperone
Source: RefSeq, a predicted model, not a curated record